CUGACUGCACUAUUUCUUGUUCUGACCUCACAAAAAGCCAUUAUAAGGGAAUUUCAAAUACUGGGGCUUAGUUUUAGUCCAUAAGUACAGGAAGCUCUUCAUGGUGACCUGUUGGACUCCAAGAUAGUGCGUUUGGUUGUGGGCGUUUGGCGGUUGGUGGCUGUGGUCUUUGGAUACUGGUUCCUUUUUGAUUUUGAUCAAUUGUUUUGGCUUGUCUUUAUUUAUUCAUUUACUUUUUUAUGUAUUUCUUUUUAGCUAGCAUCUUUAGUUGGGGUUCCUGAUUAGGAUGUGUAGCAAGAGGAGUCAGACUAAUAUAGUGUUGCAGGGGUCCAGCUCCUCUGAUGAGACGGCCUUCACAGACCGUUAUGAAGUUCUGAGGGCCAUUGGACAUGGUGGGUUUUCCCAGGUAAAACUAGCCCGCCAUCUCCUCACUGGGGUGGAGGUGGCGGUGAAAGUCCUUUCAAAGAAAAAAGAGAACUUCUCGGGACACGCUGAAGCAAAUGUCAUGAUGGACCUGGAACAUCCCAAUGUGAUCCAGCUAUUUCAGGUUAUUGAAACUGGUCAACAUAUUUACAUUGUGAUGGAGCAUGCAGAUGGGGGACAGCUACAUGACUACAUAAAGUCAGGUGGCAUGCAGGAAGAAGAGGCUCGAAGACUAUUCAGGCAGAUUGUGUGUGCGGUGGGCCAUUGCCACAAGAAAGACAUCGCACACCGAGACCUGAAGGUUGAGAACAUCAUGCUGGAUGCCAGAGGCAACAUCAAACUCCUUGACUUUGGCAUAAGCAUGAAAUUCAGACCUGGGCAGAAACUCAGUGGGUUCCAAGGCACUCUCCCUUAUGUUGCCCCCGAAAUCAUCCAGCGGCAAGAAUAUGAGGGCCCCCUGGUGGAUGCCUGGAGCCUAGGUGUCAUUCUGUUUUAUAUGUUGUCAGGGAGACGCCCAUUUAGGAAGAUCUUCCCCUGGGACCUGGCAAGGCAGAUUGUGGAGGCAAGGUACCACAUUCCUGAUCAUGUUCCCACCCAAGCAAGAAGACUCAUCCGUAAAAUGCUGAACAAGAACCCUGCACAUCGGCCCUCAGUAGAGGAGAUCCUUCAGCACCCAUGGCUGAAGGAAGGUGAAGAGUAUUCUGCCCAUCAAUUUAGUGAGCCACAACCCAAACACCCAGACCCAGCACUAAUGACAAUCCUGUUUGACAUGGGUUAUAACCCAUACAGAAUCUGGGUGUCCCUAGCCAAUAGAAAGUUUGAUGAUUCCAUGGCCACAUACCUGAUUCUCCAGCACCAGGUGAGCCAGGGCUUCAAGAUCCAGGUGAAGCCUGGGUGUCAGAGGGUUUGGCCUCACCUACAACCCACGGAUCAUUCCAAUUUCCCUGACCUUCCCAAGAAGUGUUCUAGUGAGCCUGUACUCCACAUCUUCCCCUUGUCCUGUGAGCAUCAGCUGCCUGAGGACGCCAAGCAGCCAGGAAACAAGGGCAUCAGAAGAUUCAGCCUGACUCUCACUGAUCUCCACUACCUAUGUGCCUCCCAGCAUGACUCUGGGUCCCACAUGCCCAACUCCAGUAAAAUCUUCAUUAGGGAUGUCUCAACAGCAGAUGGCAGCAAUUUCUCCCAAGAUACCUCCAGAGGGCAACCCCAGGACAACAACAAAGCAUGGAAGAGGGUGACCAGGAGGAUCGCUGCCUGCUUUCAACAACUGUGUUGUUGCAUGCCCUGUGUCAGCAGAACAGUGGCUCCCAUCCAAGAAGGGUCAAAACGUGGGAGAUUCAAAAACAGAGUAGUACCAAUGUAAAUGCAGACAAAAUGAAUAGACAGCCAGCCAUUGGAUCCUAUGCUCUGUGGAUUCUGACAUCAUGGGGUAGGCAUCAGGCACAGGGACUCUAAACAGCUGCAGGAUCCAGGUAGGGAUAUGGCUCAGGCUUCUCUGCACCAAUCCAUCUAGGGGCACCUCUGGAUCCACCUGGACUCUUCUGCUCCCACUUGUGAGAGACAUCAGAGACUGUUUUUCCUGGGACACAUCCCCCUGCCCUGUUCUGUCUGUUUUCCCAUGCUUCUGGCAUGGC
This is a messenger RNA of Ictidomys tridecemlineatus (thirteen-lined ground squirrel), 2057 nucleotides long. RefSeq names its product sperm motility kinase 2B. Lineage: Eukaryota; Metazoa; Chordata; Mammalia; Rodentia; Sciuridae. The record is from RefSeq and is a predicted model, not a curated record. Gene Ontology annotation, molecular function: ATP binding; protein serine/threonine kinase activity. Gene Ontology annotation, cellular component: cytoplasm. Gene Ontology annotation, biological process: protein phosphorylation; intracellular signal transduction.